Musa acuminata AAA Group (dessert banana) is the source of this 1034-nucleotide messenger RNA. RefSeq lists its product as uncharacterized. The transcript is spliced from 2 exons. Lineage: Eukaryota; Viridiplantae; Streptophyta; Magnoliopsida; Zingiberales; Musaceae. Bases 116 to 535 code for a protein of 139 amino acids. The record is from RefSeq and is a predicted model, not a curated record.
AAGUUGUAAAAGAGAGCAAGAAUGAGCACUUGAAACAGAGAGAGAGCUGUGGAGUGGAUCGGGACUGCUGGUCCCUACCUUGUUUUAUUACUUCAACAACUUGGUGCUAGUGCUGAUGGCUGUGGAGGUGGAAGAUGAUGUUUUCUUUGCAGAUCUUGCUAAGCAGAUUGCUCUGCUAAUUAUGGAUGAUGAGGAAGAGUUCCUAGUGCAUUACCCUCAGCUUCCUGUUCAGGAGCAUCCUUGCAUGCCUCAAAUCAUGAUUCCACCACCGCAAAGCUAUCAGAUGGCUUACAGAAGGGAGAGCAAAGGAACAGGAGUCUUCAUCCCAUGCUCUACUGCACCAAGAAAGAAGAACAGGCCAAGGAGGCCCUCACCCUCUCCACCUGACAGUAACCCCCAUAGGCAGCUGGGCAAGUCUGCAGCUGUGGUUUCUCAUGUCACCGGCAACAAUCUCAUAUACAGCAAUCAUUACCGUAACUCAAGUGUGCUAAAGAAGCAGACACAGAAGUAUCAAAUGAUCUCUGGCUCAUACUAACUUCUCUACAAUGCCAUGGUACAAUGUGAAGCUAAAAAUAACACUAUUCCAUCCGGUGAUCUACUAGUGAAGAAGGCUUAAAAUAAGCUUCCAGCCUCUUCAAUGAAUUGUAUAGUGCCUGAAACUGCUGGAGUGUAGCUUGGUGGAGUGCAGAGCAUGGCAAUGAUCAUGUUUUUGAGAUGCUGCUGUUGUGAUGAGGGUCUUCAGGACCUCCAGAACUGAUCAAAUCAACAGUGAUGUACCAAAAGCUAAUGAUGCACUCCCUUUUUAAUCCAAGUGAUGAGUUAGAGACAAGAAGACAUCAAAUGUGGUGUUCUACUUUAAGAUGUCAUUAUGUAUAGAACUCCUGUUCCCAUUUACACAAACAAAGUGAAACUUGUCCAUAUUGAUACUUGGAGAAUGACAGAAAAGCCUUUCCUUGCAUGAUGUGGAAUGUAGAGGAGAUCUUCCACACUGUAGUGUGUACAAACAUCAUGAUAUCAAAACAGCAACUGCAGAU